GACCAGUGUUCCUUUGUGUUUUCACUUGUCCUAUUCUAUUCUAUGCAUAUAAUGCAACACACCUGUUUUCUACUUCUUCCCCUUUUCAAACUCAAACUUUCCCUUCUCAACAAGAACAACUAACUCAAAAACCCUAACACAAACCCUUCAACUUCAAACAUUGCAACAAUGCACAGAAAAAUCUUGUUCUUGUUCCUCUCAUCAUCACUACUCUUCACAACAACAACCUCAAAAUCAACAAUCGAACCAUGCACAAACUCAGACACAUGUAAUGCAUUACUCGGUUACACACUCUACACAAACCUCAAAGUCUCCGAAGUUUCUUCCCUUUUUCAAAUCGAUCCAAUCUCUCUUCUAACCGCCAAUGCAAUUGACAUAUCUUACCCAGACGUAGAACAUCACAUCCUUCCUUCAAAACUUUACCUCAAAAUCCCAAUCUCAUGUUCUUGUGUUGAUGGAAUUCGUAAAUCUGUUUCAACAAACUAUAAGAUUCGUCCUUCUGAUACUCUUUCAUCUAUUGCUGAUUCUGUUUAUGGUGGUUUAGUUUCUUCUGAUCAACUUAAAGAAGCUAAUUCUAUAACUGAUGUUAAUGUUCUUGAUGUUGGACAGAAUCUUGUUGUUCCUCUUCCUUGUACUUGUUUCAAUGGUUCUGAUAAUGCUUUGCCUGCUAUUUAUUUGUCUUAUGUUGUUCAACCGUUGGAUAGUUUAGGUUCUAUUGCUGCUAGGUAUUUUACUACUCUUACUGAUUUGAUGAAUGUUAAUGCUUUGGGAAGUACUUCUAUCUCUAAUGGUGAUAUUCUUGCUAUUCCGAUUCCGGCUUGUGCUUCAAAUUUCCCAAAAUAUUCUUCUGAUUUUGGCUUGCUUGUCCCUAAUGGAAGUUAUGCCAUUACAGCAGGCCAUUGUGUGCAAUGUAGCUGUGGACCCCGAAACUUAAAUUUGUACUGUAUGCCGGCUUCACUAGCUGUUUCUUGCUCCAGCAUGCAAUGUAAAAACAGCAACCUUAUGCUCGGCAAUGUUACCAUUCAACAAACUAGUGGUGGUUGCAAUGUGACUUCUUGCAUUUAUGAUGGUAUUGCUAAUGGCACCAUAGCAACAACGUUGACUCCAUCCCUUCAGCCUCGAUGUCCAGGGCAGCAGGAAUUCCCCCCUCUUAUCGCCCCACCUACAUCUGUUGAGAGAGAUUCAGUAUUUGCACCGGCACCAUCACCAUCAUCGUUUGACGGAAUCGAUGGAAGAUCGCCCAAAUCAUCAAUCAUGCCUUCAACAGGAUUUACUCCUGCUAAUGGCCCUAUUAGUGGGAUUUCUUCUGGCGCUUCUGCUGCAUCCUCCUUGGUGAAACCAUUACCCACGUUGACGCUUCCACUUGUGUUGUUACUUGUCAAGUUGAUGAUCCCUGCGGCAUUGUAAUCUUCUCAAUUUUGUAGUGGGUUUAAAUAUGUCUAUGCCACAGGUGCUCCUAUCUAUUGUAGUUGUUAGUAUUCAUCUGUACUCUCUAACUGAUUGUGAAUCCGGAAAACUAUGGGAUUUCGGGUUUAAUCUUACGUUUAGCCUUUUGUUC
Messenger RNA from Trifolium pratense (red clover), 1558 nucleotides. RefSeq names its product lysM domain-containing GPI-anchored protein 1-like. The record is from RefSeq and is a predicted model, not a curated record. NCBI's taxonomy places the organism in Eukaryota, Viridiplantae, Streptophyta, Magnoliopsida, Fabales, Fabaceae. The transcript is spliced from 5 exons. Bases 169 to 1407 code for a protein of 412 amino acids.